AACACUUUUACCAUGGGAGGACAUGACAAUCAUUAGCAUGUUGCCCAAACUCGAGGUGCUCAAAUUGAAGAAGAAUGCCUUUGCAGAUGGCGAGAAUGUUGGAGAAGAUGUCUGGGAAGUAACAGAGAUGGGGUUUCCUAAAUUGAAAUUCUUGCUCCUUGAGUGGUUGUAUCUUCAUUAUUGGAGAGCCACUGAUGAUUAUUUCCCACGCCUGGAGCGUAUAAUUAUCAGAAGUUGCUUUUUCAUAAAAGAGAUUCCUGAAGGAUUUGCAGAUAGUAUGACAUUGCAGCUAAUUGAGUUACAUCAAUGUUCUUCUUCCCUUGUGAAUUCUGCUAAACGGAUCCAGAAAGAGCAAUUAGAGAAUUUGGGAAAUGACAUGCUUAAAGUUUAUGCCUAUGACACUAUUAGUGAGAAUAUUAUUCAGAUGAAGAAUCAGCAGAGGGAGAUAUGGUUGAAGCAGAUUGGAGCGCUGGAACCUAAUGUUUCUAUUGCAUCUUUUGAGGACUUUACCAAAUCUAUAGGGAGCAACUUCAGAAAAAACUGAACGCUAGGAACUGCAGACUUGGCUAAAGAAUGACUAGUAAAUUCCCCUCAAGAUCUACUUGUGUAAGAGAACUAAUUUUGUUCAGGGAGAAUUUCUUCUACAACAGCAGUAUUCUCCCAUAUUUGAUGAUUGAUACAAGUCUGUUCGAAAUGACAAUCCGUUUGGAAAAGUGGCACAUAAAUGUUUGCAAAGAAAACAAAAUUGUGCUCUUACAUUUAUAAUAAACAAGGGAACUUUUUUAACUAU
Nicotiana tabacum (common tobacco) is the source of this 790-nucleotide messenger RNA. RefSeq names its product putative late blight resistance protein homolog R1A-3. Lineage: Eukaryota; Viridiplantae; Streptophyta; Magnoliopsida; Solanales; Solanaceae. The record is from RefSeq and is a predicted model, not a curated record.